GGGGCCCGGGGCCCGAGCCGCGUCCUCCCGGGAGCCGCCUCCCCGCCGCCUCUUCCUUUUGUCGCGCUGCCCGCGCUCGCGGGCCACUCUCCGCGGCGUCCGAGCCCCGCGCGCUCCUCUCCUCCGCGCGCCACCGUCGAGAUGCUGCGCUGCGGCCUGGCCUGCGAGCGCUGCAGGUGGAUCCUGCCCCUGCUGCUGCUCAGCGCCAUCGCCUUCGACAUCAUCGCGCUGGCCGGCCGCGGCUGGCUGCAGUCGAGCGGGCACAUCCAGACGUCCUCGCUGUGGUGGCGAUGCUUCCAUGAGGGCGGCGGCAGCGGGUCCCACGAGGAGGGCUGCCAGAGCCUCAUGGAGUAUGCGUGGGGAAGGGCAGCGGCUGCCAUGCUCUUCUGUGGCUUUAUCAUCCUGGUGAUCUGUUUUAUCCUGUCCUUCUUUGCCCUCUGCGGACCCCAGAUGCUGGUCUUUCUGAGAGUGAUUGGAGGCCUCCUGGCCAUGGCUGCUAUAUUCCAGAUCAUCUCCCUGGUAAUUUACCCUGUGAAGUACACGCAGACCUUCAACCUUCAUAUCAACCCCGGUGUCACUUACAUCUAUAACUGGGCCUAUGGUUUCGGGUGGGCAGCCACGAUUAUCCUGAUCGGCUGUGCCUUCUUCUUCUGUUGCCUUCCCAACUAUGAAGAUGACCUUUUGGGCAAUGCCAAGCCCAGGUACUUCUACACAUCUGCCUAAGGUGGGGCGUGAGCAGAAGAUUGCUGCUGCCAAGAUGGAUCCCAGAGCAAGAAACUGUCUUCUCCAGCAUCCUUUGAACCCAUUUUGUGGGCAGUGUUCCUGUCAUUAAACUAGUCAAUGCUAAAAUAAUUUGGGAGAAAAUAUUUCUUAAAUGGUGUUA
Mirounga angustirostris (Northern elephant seal) is the source of this 883-nucleotide messenger RNA. RefSeq names its product p53 apoptosis effector related to PMP22 (gene PERP). NCBI's taxonomy places the organism in Eukaryota, Metazoa, Chordata, Mammalia, Carnivora, Phocidae. Gene Ontology annotation, cellular component: membrane; cell-cell junction. The record is from RefSeq and is a predicted model, not a curated record. The transcript has 3 exons. The coding region runs from base 142 to 723 and encodes 193 amino acids. Gene Ontology annotation, biological process: cell-cell adhesion.